UAAUCAAGGCAUCUUUUUGGAUUAAGUGUAUAUUUGGUUUUUAAAAUGACAAAUCCUUCAACACAGCAAAAAGAAUCAAAUUAUAGUUGUGAUCAUAAUAUAAAUCAAAUUUGUUUUGAAAGAUCUAAUUCUAAUACAAUGUCUAAUAAGGAAUUUACAUUAAGUGAUAUUCUAGAAAGAUGGACAGGCUCAGAAGAAACUUUGCGUAGUAUAAUGGUAGCCAAAGCAGAAGAAGAUAGAUUAAAACAAGAAAUAGUGCGUCUUAAUAUUAAAAAAAUAGAAAACGAAAUUUUUACUAAUGCACUUCGUAAUGGGGUUCAACCUAAUGCUAUUCCUAUAAUAUUUUCAGGUCAACAAAGUAACUCUACAUUAGCACUUUCACAAAAUAAUUCAUUAAUCUCGAUACCCUCUCAACAAUAUCAGUUACAGAAUUCAGGGUUAUCAGAAGCAUCUGUUCCAGGAUAUUGUCCUGGAACUCAAGGAUAUGAUUCUACAUUAAAUCAAUCUACAUUACAUCAUCUUCAAACAAAUAUAUCAAAUGUUUCUUUAGAUUCUUUUUCAACAACACAAUUAUCUCAGCAAAAAAAUUCAAAAUCACCAUUUAUGAUACCAAAAAAUACAGAAGAAUCAACAUCUAAUCAAAAUUCUACAUCAAAUUCAAAUUCAAAUUCAUCUUCUUUGCCAUCACUUUUUUUUCAUCAUUGGAUACCCCCAAGAGAAUCAACUAAUUCAAUACCAACUAUAAAUAAUGAAGGAUCUGAAUUAUCUAGCUCAUCUCAAUCAAAUAUUUUGAGCUUACAUAAAAAAGAGACAUCUUCAUUUUCUCCUUCUAAAAAAAAACGUCUUUCACAACAACAACAGCAACAACAACAACAACAUUUACCUCCAUCUUUUGGAAAUUCUGUCUUACCACCUCUUUCUAAACGUUCACCUCGACGUCAUUCACGUCAUCGUAGUGAAACAUCUAUUUUACAAUCAAAUUUUUUUGAUAUUCAAGCAAAUAAACGAGCAAUAUCUCCAAUCUCAAAUGAAAUAUACCUUACAAAUUCUAAAAAUACCAAUUGACAAUAUAUUCACUUCUCAAUUAUAAAAAAUACACAAACUAUCAAAU
Pneumocystis carinii B80 is the source of this 1111-nucleotide messenger RNA. RefSeq lists its product as hypothetical. Bases 46 to 1065 code for a protein of 339 amino acids. The transcript has a single exon. Lineage: Eukaryota; Fungi; Ascomycota; Pneumocystomycetes; Pneumocystales; Pneumocystaceae. The record is from RefSeq and is a predicted model, not a curated record.